AUGAUGAAGCUCACAGCACUCAUCGGGUUGGUGUUGAGCUUUGGGACUGCCGCCGUAGCAGCACCUACAGCAUGCACUCUUCCGUCUACGUACCGCUGGAAUUCGACCGGCGCGUUGGCCAGUCCGAUAUCAGGCUGGGUCUCACUGAAAGAUUUCUCUCAUGUCUUGUAUAAUGGCCAGCAUCUCGUGUGGGGGUCGACGCAUGACACAGGAACAGCCUGGGGCUCGAUGAACUUUGGUCUGUUCAGCGACUGGUCUGAUAUGGCAACGGCGAGCCAGAACAAAAUGACUCCGGGUACUGUUGCUCCAACCGUCUUCUACUUUGCCCCAAAGAGUAUUUGGGUACUCGCGUAUCAAUGGGGCCCGACCACCUUUUCCUAUUUGACGUCAAACAAUCCGUCCAGCGUCACCGGAUGGUCCUCGCCACAGCCGCUCUUUUCUGGCAGCAUCUCAGGCUCUAGCCCGCUGGACCAGACAGUCAUCGGCGACAGCACGAACAUGUAUCUGUUCUUCGCGGGAGACGAUGGAAAAAUUUACAGAGCGAGCAUGCCUAUUGGGAACUUCCCCGGAAGCUUCGGUUCGUCGUCAACAGUAGUCUUGAGUGACGAAAGAAACAGUCUGUUUGAGGCGGUUCAAGUCUACACCGUUCAAGGGCAGAAGCAAUAUCUCAUGAUAGUCGAGGCAAUAGGUGCAAAUGGACGCUAUUUCCGGUCAUUUACAGCCACUAACCUCGGCGGCGCAUGGACUCCGCAAGCCACGACCGAAAGUCAACCGUUCGCCGGCAAGGCGAACAGUGGCGCCACCUGGACAAACGACAUCAGUCAUGGCGAUCUCAUUCGCAGCAACCCUGAUCAAACGAUGACUAUUGACCCUUGCAACUUGCAGUUCUUGUACCAAGGGAGGGCGACAGAUUCUGGAGGAGACUAUAACCUUUGGCCUUACCGACCAGGUCUGCUAACUCUCCAGCAUUAGCUGU
Messenger RNA from Trichoderma citrinoviride, 976 nucleotides. Its product is annotated as glycoside hydrolase family 62 protein. Gene Ontology annotation, biological process: L-arabinose metabolic process. The transcript has a single exon. The record is from RefSeq and is a predicted model, not a curated record. The coding region runs from base 1 to 972 and encodes 323 amino acids. NCBI's taxonomy places the organism in Eukaryota, Fungi, Ascomycota, Sordariomycetes, Hypocreales, Hypocreaceae. Gene Ontology annotation, molecular function: alpha-L-arabinofuranosidase activity.